AGUAUGUAAGUACCAUUUAUACUACAUACAACAUGAAAGUAGCAUGUAUAUACGUUAAAACAUAAUAAUGCUGUAUCAUAGAAGUAAAAAUUUAGUUAAAUAUUAAAGUGCGCAUAAUUUAAGGUGUUCAGAAAUUUACAUGAAACGAUAUAUCAAUAGGUGCCUAUUAUAACAUAUUUAUAAAUUACUAUCUUUUAGUAAUUAUGAUAUGCCAAUAUCUAAAAAUUUCUGUCAUUCACAAAUAAACAAACAAAUGAAUAUUAUUAUCGGCUAUAAGCAUAUAUGAUAUUUAAAGUAUUUAUUUAAUGGUUAAUAACAGUCAACAAAAGUAGCUACAAGAAUACUUCCAGCCUAUAAUUGACUGCAGUAUCUAUGGAAAAUGGUGGAUAUAAAAAAUAAUAUAAAUAAAUCAUACGAGUCUAAUCAUGAAUCAAGAACCAGAAUUAACAGUUCUGAUACUGUGCCAUCAACACCUUCUUCGUCGUCUGAUUAUAUGACAGGAGAAGCAGAUGAUAGUUCAGACAGUAAAGCUGCUAUACCUUUUAGUUUAAAAUCAGUGGAAACUAUACUUUCAUUAUCUAAGGCUACUUCUGAAGAAUAUCUUAAAGAUAUGAUAGAAAAAUGUAAGCAAAUGGUCUUAGAAAGUGCAGAAUGUUCUGAUGAGCGAAAAUGGCUUGUUAGACGAUUAAUUGAAUUACGCUUAAGAGUACAAGAAUUAAGAGAGACAUCAGAAGAAAAUUUGCUUGAAACAGAAGUCAUUUUAGGACAUCAUUUAGUACCACAAAAAUAUUAUAUAACUACUUCUGGGCCUGUAUAUUGUGAUCAUUGUAGUGGAGCUAUUUGGACCAUGCUCCAAUCAUGGUAUAUGUGUAGCGAUUGCAAAUUUUGUUGCCAUUGGAAAUGUCUAAAUAAUAUAUGUAGAGUGUGUGUUCAUGUAGUUGCUAGUGAAGCUGGUGGUUAUACUUACACAAAAGAUAUUUGUCCUGAACAGGGUUUAUCAAGUCAGAAAUACAGAUGUGCUGAAUGCAAAGUUCAAAUAACAUUUACUUUCUCAAAAGGACUAUCUUUAUCUUGUUUUGGCAGUCCAUUUAAAAAUACAGAAUCAGCAUGGAUUGAACCCCGUCUUUGUGACUAUAGUGGAUUGUAUUAUUGCCAAAGAUGUCAUUGGAACACUGCAAUGGUAAUUCCUGCAAGAGUGAUUAGAAAUUGGGACAUGGAACCAAGAUUUGUUUCUCGUGCCGCUGCACAGCUUUUAACACUUUUAGAAGAACGUUCUGUUCUGUUACUUGAAGAAUUAAAUCCGAAAUUAUUUACUUUAGUUCCAGAUCUCUCUGUAGUGAAGAGGAUGCGGGAGGAAAUGCAGAUGAUGAAACAUUACUUAGUUUUAUGUCCAGAAGCUAAUAAACAAGGAUUACCAUGGAAAAUUGGAAUACGCACUCAUAUGAUAGAAAACUCGGGAAAUUAUUCGAUUAAAGAUCUCGUUGAUCUUAAUAAUGGAGUACUUUUGGAAGAAAUUCGUACUGUGUAUGAUACUAUGCACACUCACAUCACAGAACAGUGCGAAUUAUGCAAAGCGAGAGGUCAUUUAUGCGAAUUGUGUGGUAAUGAUGAAAUUAUAUACCCGUGGAAUGCAAGUUCUAUCACUUGUCGUCAGUGCUCGGCUGUUCAUCAUCGUGCAUGUUGGUCGAAACAAAAUCACUGUUGUUCACGAUGUACAAGGCUUCAAAAGCGACGUGCUUUGCAAGAUAAACAAACUCUGGACACAGAUGAUAUUACGGAAAAUGGAUUGAAUGCGAAUGAAUCGCUAAGUGAUGCAACAUAAACGCUAAAUACAGUCGUGCUUAUUGUGAUUUGUGUAUAUAUAUAUAUAAUGUUUUGUGCAAUUCUUUUAUAAAAUAAAACUGAUUUUUAAAAAUU
Molecule: messenger RNA, 1917 nt
Organism: Bombus huntii
Lineage: Eukaryota; Metazoa; Arthropoda; Insecta; Hymenoptera; Apidae
Gene: DEF8
Product: differentially expressed in FDCP 8 homolog
Exons: 8
Coding region: 380-1822 (480 amino acids)
Source: RefSeq, a predicted model, not a curated record